This is a messenger RNA of Lentinula edodes (shiitake mushroom), 1688 nucleotides long. RefSeq lists its product as uncharacterized. Gene Ontology annotation, cellular component: nucleus. The coding region runs from base 44 to 1609 and encodes 521 amino acids. The transcript has 6 exons. NCBI's taxonomy places the organism in Eukaryota, Fungi, Basidiomycota, Agaricomycetes, Agaricales, Omphalotaceae. The record is from RefSeq and is a predicted model, not a curated record.
UGUUACACCGUCACGUUCGUAAACUGCGCGCCUUCCCUCGAGUAUGCCGCGCCAGAGGAAAUCGCGCGAAACGUCACAGAAAUUGAAGCAAACGACCCUAACCGGUAGCAUACAGUCACCUAGUCGCGGAAGGAGCAAGCCCUCCCCCAGUCAACCUGUCGCAAAACGGAGACCCAUCGACUAUUUGUCUGAUGAACAAAACGAGCCUUCGGAUGACUCUGAUAUUGGUGCUUUGAAGUUAGAGCCUAAGGGACCGGUCGAAGAUGAUGAUGAAUUAACCCCUUCGCCUGCGAAAUGGAAACGAAUGUGUUUCGUUGUGGGUAGUGAUACAGAGGAAUCCGAAGAAGAUGUCCCUAUUGCGAGGCGAGGAACACGGAGUGUGAAGCGAAAGGAAAGAGACAAGGUGAAGAAGAGGAAUGCGCCUGUGAAGAAUAAAAUCGGAAAAGGUCAUGCCGAAGGGAAGGGGAAGGAACCGGUAGUUAUGUCGUCGGAUCCAGAUUCUGGUGGUGGAUCUCCCCCCCGUCGUCGAAAGCUGGUGAAAGGGAAACGACCGGCUGCAAAAAGUGACUCGGAGGAGUCCGAUGAAGUAGAACCAGAACGUAUAAUUGAAAGCCGCUUCCGUUCUCGAGACAAGAAGACAGAAUACCAGAAGAACCUUGAAAGACUGAAACGGAAGAAACAGGGAAAACCUAUGGAAUCAGACGACGACGACGAAGACGAAGAGGAGAUGGAGGAAGAAGAAGAAGCUCCAUUCAAAGGUGCAAGGCCGGACAGCGACAAGAAUAGUCUCUUCGACGGCUCUGAAUCGGAUGGCUCUGAAAGCUUCAUUGUGGAAGACGACGGGGCAGGUUUAGCAGCACUUCCCGUUGAGUUCAGCAUGGAAUCUCAUCAAGAUCUCUCUCACAAUUUCAAGAAGAUAUUUCAAUUCUUUGUCCAUAUUGCAGUACAUCCUCCAAUCGAAAGACAUGAAUUCAUGGAAAUGCAAAUGAAAAAUGAGGUGUAUUUCUCUGUCCCUCUUUUAUCUGUGCGAAGAAAGAUCAUUGGACUUCGAGAUUCCUUGGUGGCUUCGUCAGUCUGGAAGCCAGAGUUCAAAGGUCCGCUGGAGAGAUACCCAGAACUGGAUCUGGUACAGCUCGAAUUUUCCAUGCCUGGUUGCGAUGCCUGCAAUCUAGGAGCAAGGAUGUCCACAUUGAACGGUCGUUUGUUAGGAGAACCUUACGAUCGUCUGGGGUUCGAAGAUCUGGAUCUCUCCGACGAGUCCUUGAGUGAAGGUGAAUGCAGGACUGAUUUCCACUUAGGCAGAUUUUGCGCUCGGCGUACGCGCGUAUAUCAUGAUCUUUCUCAUUGGGAGUACAUGCUAUUCAAAACCAUCAACGAGGAAGUUGAUGAUUUGCAUGUCGCCAAGCAAGAAAAGGGCGCUGGUCGCUUUGUCCGUGUCGCUUGGCCCGAGGGACUACAGCCUCCCAAGGACCUGCAAGACGCAGACGGUAUCUGUGAUUGGCUUGACCAAAGAAAAGUCGUUGAAAUGGAAUGGGAAAAGUUGAAGGGCUACAUGGAGCAUGCGCGUGGAUUGGAACUUGCAGCUAAGAGAGGGGAUGAUGCAGAUUGAUGUGUACUAUAUCUAUGAUUAUGACACUGUAUCAUAGCAUUGCUCUCUUGACUGAGAAAUAGAGAGAAUUCCGAAGAAA